AUGUAUUUCUCGAAAUUUAAAGAUUGUGAGGUGCUCCCUGCAGACCUAAAAGUUGCUGAAGAAAACUUAUCAAAAGGUUGCAAAGAAAGUUUGGAAUUCCUCAAACAGAAAUAUGGCCCUAAAAGUCUGCACCUAAAGUCUAAACCAAAACCAGAUAGGAGCAUUUCAAAGGAACUGAUUGUUCACAUAAUGGAUGGUAAAAACAGGGCAUUGAAGAGGGCUUUUCCUACAAAUAGUGGACUUAGUGGCUGUUUGAAAAUUUCAACAAGCUACAGCGAGAAUGCGGAAAACUGGAUGGCAAAAAUUAGUGGCAUGUUUCGUGGAAAAAUAGAGUUCAUUCCCUGCAUUAUGGGAAAUUGCGGAAUUGAGACCAUUGAGAGCCCCCGAGAAUUUUCCCUAGAUGAUCUGGAAAAAAAGACAGCCAAAAAAUAUGUGCCAUUAAAGAUAUAUGCUAGAGCCAGAGGGAAAGAGAGGAGAGAAAUUACAGAAAAAUACAAAGGGGAGAAAUUUUCAGAGAUUUCUGAUGAAGACUUUGAAGAGCUGGAUCUUGAGACGUCAACCCCAAAGAAAAAGAGAAAAGGCGUGAAGGCAUCUACAGAAUGUUAUGGUUUGGAGCACUCAACAAAAGAAGAAGAAGAGAGGAAAGAGGAGCCACCCCAGAGAAAAACAAAGAAUUCUCCAAUAAUUAUAGAAAAUGAUGAUUCUGAUGAUGAUUGUAAACUCCCAAAAUUGGAAUUAUCAAGAUCAACCCAAAAGGAAGAGCGAAAACGAGACUUGAUAGUAUCCACAGAAUGUUAUGGUUUGGAGCACUCAACAAAAGAAGGAAAAGAGAGGAAAGAGGAGCCACCCCAGAGAAAAACAAAGAAUUCUCCAAUAAUUGAAAAUGAGAUUUCUGAUGAGCUACCCGACAUAGAGGUACCCUGUCUUAAGCCUGAUGUGGUUUCAAAGGAGGAUGUAUUAGAGGAUUUGCCACUAAUCGACAAAGAAGUUGCAGCAUUUUGUGAUGUCAUGGAAAAGAAGAUCAAGAGAAAGGAGAUGGCAGACGGAAUCAACUUGAAAUUCCCGGAAAAAGGAAAGAUGUUGACCGUGAUCUACGAAAAUCAUGGGGGGAUGUCUUUUUCCAGGCCAUUUCAUCAUGCAGACACAGUACAGAGUGUGUACACAUACAUCUGUCAAAUAAUUGAGCCAGAGAUUCUCCCAGCCACAUUUCAUUUAGAAUGUGUUUCACCGACAGCAUGUAAAGAAGAAAAAUGUAUGCACUGUUAUGAGCUUGGGGAGUGUUAUGACAUGUCAAUUAACCAACUACCAGCUUUGUUGGUUUUGAAAGAGGGGAAUUAUCUGGUGGAUGAAACAAUGACCUUCUUUGGGAAUGUGUUUUUGAAGAAAAACUAGACUUGGUGCCAGGGAUCUACAUAACUACAUACAGUGAUUCUUCCAGCAGGAGACAAAAUCUCCCUUCCGCCUCUCCCAAUUAAUUUUUAAAUCUUUUGUGUUUAAAAUUCUUCAAGUAGAACAUUUUUACAUUAAUUUUUAUCAUGUUUCUUAGUAUAAUUGCUUAGAAUGACAAUAUUUUGAGAUAACAACAGGAUUUAAAUUUUCACAGCAGUAGGCUUCAUAGGAAUCAACAUGAAGUUGUAUAAUUAGGUUGUAAAAAGUAGUGAUAUAUCAACUGGAUAAAUGACUAUCGAUGUUUAUUAUGUUCAUUAUAUACUGUUAAAAUAUAGUUAUAAUGAAGGUGACAUUUUAGUUAAAAAUAGAUCACACUACAGGAUGUUGCUAAAUAAUAUACCUGACUUUAAUUUGUUGUAUUUUUUUGAGGGGCUAAUUUUAUCUACCCUGGUAUUCAUAUUCCAUUUGAAAAUAAAUUAUUGACAUAGAAUAAUAAUGUUACAAAAAAAACUAUGUUUAAUUUAAAAUGCUGAUGACUUUGUUGCACAUUGACAUUCUGGUGAGGUAAUUAUAAAUUCGUAUUCAGAAGUACAUGUAAAUUAAAACUGCCCAUGGUAGCUAUUGCCAACGACAUUGUUGAGGUCUCUGUUAUAGCUUACAGUCUAAGCAUAAUUCUUCAGAAAAUGGUCUCUUAUACAUCUGAUGUAAUGAAUAAAACUAUGGAGAAGUGAGAAAGAAAUAAACAAUAGCCUGAAAAAAUUUAAAAUUUUAACUAUUAAUAAAAAGCAAUAUAUACAGGUAUGUAGUUUGUGGCAGCCAGAAAAAAUAUUUUACACUUAAUUGAAAAAAUGUUCAUCCUACUCCCCAAUAUACUCCCUGUAUAUUUUACGAUACGAAAUAUAAUUUUGGGUCUCGUGUUUAGUUUAGAACAAUGUCUACACAUUCAACUAACACAUACAUGUAUUUAAAAAAUGAAGAUAUUUAAAAAGAGUUUUAAAGAAUUGAUUUUUUUAAAUCUAUUUUGAUCAACAUCCUAAAAUUUAUGUCACUUGUCCAAACUGGCAGAUGAUGAAGUUUCCUAAUUAUAACCAUUAUGUGUCCAGUGGCAAGGAUACUGUUUGGAUAGCAUAAAAAAGAAACAAAAUGAAUGUACAAAAGUUAAUAAUUUAUCCCCCCCCCCCAAAUUUUUUUCCUCCUCUUACAGGACUUUUUCAUUCUGAUGUUUGUAAACCUAAAAAUCAAAAAAAAAAAAAAAAUGUUGACCUAACCAAAGUUUACUGAAAUCAGAAUGCCUGUCUAAUUUGUAAACAUUUUCUAUUUGAUGAUUUUUGGGAAACUAUUCAGUAUUUUUAGGUCCCCAACCAUGAUAUGGUGUCCGAAUAUAGUGUUUAUCAUUUGUUUUCAUUCCAUCACAGUAAGCCUUUUUGUUGUGCAAUCAAAGGAGUUGCUUUGUAAUAUGCAUCUUCAUUCUGCAAAUUGAGAAAAAAAGACCAAAUAUUUUAGUUGAUUGUAAAAUUUUUUAAAAUUAUUUUGUUUGCCAUUGUGAACAUAAAAAUAUCUUGCCAUAUUCUUUUUAAAAACAUUAAAUAAAUUUUUUAAUCAAUGUAAAAUAGAAAAUAAGCAGAAUAGAAUUUAAGUCUUAUAGUGUUAAGUUCUUCAGACCACAGUGACCUACUUUUUGAAUAUUAUCAGAUACUAAUUGGCUUCAAAUCAACAUACUUUGUCAGUUGCUUCAUAUUUGGUCCUCAAAAUUAUUCAAUGAAAAAGAAGGUCACUGUAAUCUACUUUCGAAAUUUCAAGGCAAUAUUUAGAUAUUUAAAUUACUCUUAUGCUUUGAUCAUUAAACUUUGUCAGUUAAUUGAUCUUCUUGGGCUGUCAGAAUGUGUUAACCAAAAUGAAUGUCAGAUUGGCCUACUUUUAGAAUUUCAUUAGACAAGGUUUUAUCUAAAUAUGUAUUAGUGUUAUACAAGGUAAUAUUUCAUUUGUGUUAAGGGAAGAACAUUUCAGUUGAUUUUUCAAAUACAUGGACCCAUUACAAAUUAAGGCUGUGUAAUUUUACAGAUAUGCAUGUA
Messenger RNA from Saccostrea cuccullata (small rock oyster), 3461 nucleotides. RefSeq names its product FK506-binding protein 5-like. The transcript has 17 exons. NCBI's taxonomy places the organism in Eukaryota, Metazoa, Mollusca, Bivalvia, Ostreida, Ostreidae. The coding region runs from base 1 to 1392 and encodes 463 amino acids. The record is from RefSeq and is a predicted model, not a curated record.